UUCCCUGUGUGCGCAGUUUUGCUGCAGCCUGGAGCCGAGCACAGCUGUCCGGUGAACCAGCGGCAGACAUCAAUGACUAUCUGGCUACACCGUUAAAUACCAAUCGCAGGCCGCUGAUACUGGACAAAAAGCACGAGUAGACGCCAAAAAGAGCCGGUGAAUAUACUUAUCUGUUGCCUCUACUUUGGUUCUGACCAAGUGGGUAUUCUUCUACAAAUGGAUAAUGGAGACUGGGGCCAUAGGAUGACUACUCCUGUUACGUUAAACGUGGGAGGCCACCUGUACACCACCAGUCUAUCCACCCUGCAGCGCUAUCCAGACUCCAUGCUGGGCGCCAUGUUCCGGGGAGAUUUCCCAACAACUCGUGAUUCCCAAGGGAAUUAUUUCAUCGAUCGCGAUGGAACGCUUUUCCGGUACAUCCUGAACUUCCUGCGGACAUCUGAGCUUACGCUUCCUGUGGACUUCACAGAGACAGACCUCCUGAGGAAAGAGGCAGAUUUCUACCAGAUCGAACCUCUGAUCCAGUGCCUUAACGAUCCCAAGCCGCUGUACCCUCCCGACAUCUUCGAGCAAGUCGUGGAGCUCUCUAGCACUCGGAAACUGUCAAAAUAUUCAAACCCGGUUGCUGUCAUCAUCACACAGCUAACCAUAACCACGAAGGUUCACGGCCUUCUGGAAGGUAUUUCCAACAACUUCACGAAGUGGAACAAACACAUGAUGGACACCAGAGACUGCCAGGUGUCGUUCACCUUCGGACCGUGUGACUAUCAUCAAGAGGUGUCCCUAAGGGUUCACCUCAUGGACUAUAUAAUGAAACAAGGUUUCACCAUUCGGAACACGCGUGUGCAUCACAUGAGCGAGCGUGCAAACGAGAACACGGUGGAGCAUCACUGGACUUUCUGUAGACCAGCUCACAAAGUUGAAGACUGAGUCCCAGCACAGCGGUGGCACUGCUGUUAAAUUUGUCUUCAUAUUACACAAGUCCUGAUGACGAAAACAAACAAAAUCGACCUCUGUUUCAUUCAUGUAUCACUAACAAUGAUUUUUUUUCUUGCUUCAGCCAAUGUGGAAUAGUGCACAAAGCCGAAAGUCCAGACGGCAAAAAACAAUGAAAAUGUGAAUUCUUGAUUCAUUCGCCUGUUCAAGCACAAUACUUUCUCAUUAGUACUACAAAGUACAUAUUAGACAUUUCUUGAAAAGGGAUGCAUCUUUGAUUGUAAGGUCUGAAAACUACAAACAGCAUUUCAUAAGAGGCAGAAAGGCCAUGAAGGUAAUACAGUUAUCUGGUUAAGGACACUGUAUUAUCAUAGCGAUGCUCACAUGUGGGUAGAAAGAUUUUUAUAGGAAUAAUUGUGGUUAAGAAAUCCAUAAUAAAGUGAUAGAAGUACAUAUGAUUGGAUCCUACAUGUGGUAUCAGAUCUUAAUAAUAAUAUAAGUUUUAACCACAAUUUUAUAGGAAACCGUGAAAAAGAGGGAGAUUGUAAAAGCUGUCUUGGUCACAAGUUAGGUCAAAUUUUGAGCUCAUGACACUGAACAAGACCUCUAAGAUGUCGGGAGUUUACUUUUUAUAAUAAUCAUAGCAGCUUAUGAUUAUGUUUAGCCUAGUAGUUUUCUGGUGAGUUUAGAGUAGAUCUUAAAAUUAGUCUCUUAGGUCUGUAUUAUCCCCUUGUAUGGUACUAUUUCUAGCCCCUAGUAGUUGUUGCAUGUGUCCCAGCGUCUUGUGUAUGUAAACUGUAUGUAUCUGCUGUGUGUGCUUUACAAUGUCAUACGGUUUCGUUUUAGAGCUCAUAUCAACAGUGAUGUGUUUGGUCAUCCCAGCCAAAAAUAAACCCAUUUGUGUAUUUGA
This is a messenger RNA of Acanthochromis polyacanthus (spiny chromis), 1846 nucleotides long. It is a transcript of the gene kctd6b, whose product is annotated as potassium channel tetramerization domain containing 6b. NCBI's taxonomy places the organism in Eukaryota, Metazoa, Chordata, Actinopteri, Pomacentridae. The transcript is spliced from 3 exons. The record is from RefSeq and is a predicted model, not a curated record. The coding region runs from base 217 to 930 and encodes 237 amino acids. Gene Ontology annotation, molecular function: protein binding. Gene Ontology annotation, biological process: protein homooligomerization.